AAUCAGCAAAGAAGUCGAAACAAACUGCCAGUGAACAAAGAUGAAGAGGAUGGUGAGGAGAGCCAUAACAAUCGUUUGCCUUUCCGAACUGCCAAAGAACAACUGAUCAUUAACCAACAGAAGAAGUUUGCUGGUGCAGGUAGUGGAGGGGUGUAUGACAGAUCACAGGUCCAGGGAGCCAGCUAUGGAGGAGGCAAGAAGUCACUGGGGACCAGUGCGGCAGUCUGUAGUAUGCUGAAGCGAGACACAGUAACCUCUCAAAAUGAUUAUCCCGAUGUCCGUGUUGCAAACCCAAGCCACAAACAGAAAGGUGCUACAAGUGACCCUGAAGAGCCACUUGAUGAGAGACUAAAGGGUAUUGAGCCAAAAAUGAUUGAGCUUAUUAAUAAUGAAAUAAUGGAUCAUGGAACUCCAGUUUUGUGGACAGAUAUUGCUGGUUUAGAGUUUGCCAAGAAAACUAUCAAAGAAAUUGUCAUUUGGCCCAUGCUCAGACCGGACAUCUUUACAGGCCUCCGAGGACCCCCAAAGGGACUGUUGUUGUUUGGGCCUCCGGGCACUGGGAAAACCCUUAUAGGCAAAUGUAUUGCCAGUCAGUCAAAGUCAACGUUUUUCUGUAUAUCUGCUUCCAGUCUUACUUCCAAAUGGGUAGGUGAAGGAGAAAAGAUGGUACGAGCAUUAUUUGCUGUCGCUCGAUGCCAUCAGCCAGCUGUUAUCUUCAUUGAUGAAAUUGAUUCCUUGCUCUCUCAGAGAUCGGAUGCUGAACACGAGUCUUCACGGAGAAUAAAAACAGAGUUUCUAGUUCAGCUGGAUGGGGCGGCAACAAAUUCUGAUGAUCGAAUCCUGGUCAUUGGAGCCACAAACAGACCUCAGGAAAUUGACGAAGCAGCCAGGAGAAGAUUCGUCAAGCGGCUGCUCAUCCCUCUCCCCGAAGCAAUAGCCAGAAGUCAGAUCAUCAGAAACCUCAUGUCCCAGCAGACUGCCAGACUCACUGAAGAGGAUAUUCAGUCCGUUGUUGAUAAGACUGAUG
Molecule: messenger RNA, 1027 nt
Organism: Candidula unifasciata
Lineage: Eukaryota; Metazoa; Mollusca; Gastropoda; Stylommatophora; Geomitridae
Source: the annotation of a GenBank genome assembly